AUGUCGCCAUCCGAUCCUUCCCACAGCGACCCAAUGGACAUCACUCCGACCACGACCGCGGCGACGGCGCCGCCAGCUCAAACCAGUGCCGGCAGCGACUCAAGCAGUGCACAGAACAAUAGCACAAACACAAACACGAAUGCAAAUGCGAAUGCGAAUGCAAGUGCAAAUACAAGUGCAAAUUCAAAUACAAAUGCAAACACAAACGCAAACGCAAACGCAAGCACAAACUCGAAUGGUUCUUCAGAAACUCCGAGCGCAAAUACCUCGAGUAGUACCUCCGGCCCCAACCAGACAAUUGGAGCGGCCGCCGCAGCUCAGCAACCAAAGGUCGUCCAGACAGCCUUUAUCCAUAAGCUUUACAACAUGCUGGAGGACCAGAGCAUUCAGCAUCUCAUAUCCUGGUCCAGUUCCAAUGAAAGUUUUGUCAUGUCUCCAACCUCCGAGUUCUCCAAGGUUCUGGCGUACGUUGGCUUCCUUCACGCUGUGAUUCCCGCUCGUCAUUCCCCGCUAAUGAAUGGUGCAGCCAAUACUUCAAACACACCAAUAUUUCCUCCUUUGUAUGAUAGCUCCAUUUCACGGCGCAAGAGGAUACCUUCUCACGGAGGACCAGUGAGCGAUGUUUUCCACACAGGCUCUCCAGACUCGGCGCUAUGGGAGUUCAAACACGGAAACGGGAACUUCAAAAGAGGCGACCUCGUAGGUCUCCGAGAGAUCAAGAGACGAGCGUCGCGGCAUGCUCUGAUCCAUCGAGACUCCUUCUCGAACCACAAGUCUGGAGCUUCUCAGCCUGGGACGCCGGCGGAGCAAGCCCAUGAUAACAACUCCGAUGUGCGGCUUAUGAAUCUAGAACACUCCUUGUUUGACAUGCACAACCGUUUGGCACGCGUCGAAGAGAACUAUUCUAUGAUGAGCUCGAGGUGUCAGGCGCUGACGGAAAGUCUGAUGAAAUGCCAGCAGUGGAUGUACUCGAUAUCCCACUUCCUCAUGGCAAUGAAUCCGGACCGGGACAGCCCGUUGUAUCGAGAUGUUUGCAACAUGCAAAGGGAAAUCGAGAGGCAAUUGGAGUCCGUCCGCGGUUUCGAGCAUCCUCAUGAGAGUGUUCGGCAACCGUACUAUGCGAACGUGCCCCCUGACCCAGGUCCACCUCUCUCUCCGCGCCAAGUCCCUCAAGACGACAGUCGUCGGCCUUCGAUGGUUGAUGCUCCCAAAACGAACACGAUUCGGCCUCCUGUUCCUCAACCUCAACAUCUCUCGGCUUCCCCGAGUCGCUACGGCUCCAUCAAUGCAGGCAAUUCUUCUCCGAAUUAUAACCGGCUACAGAUCCCACCUCAACAGCCUCCAAUGCCUCAUCCACUUUCGUCUGCUCCGUCUCCUCAGGGUCCUAACCUCGCUCGUCGGCAUACGUCAGCCGACAUCCGCCAGCAUGGAUGGGCUCCAACGGGUAGCUCUCCCUUUGCAUCUGGAAAUACGUCUAGCAACUCGUCAGCCCAAUGGCCACCUUCGCCUCAUCGAGUGCCCACUUCCAGCGAUCAGCACGUUCGAGAUGUGCUGGCUCAGUACGAAAUCACUGGGUCGAAGCGUCCAAAUGAUAUGUCCCGUCACGCAACUCCGCCGCUGUCAUCCGAAGCGCCUCCUUCGUCGACGCUGAAUGCAGACAGCGGCUGGUCGGUUGGCGGGCCGAAAUUUCCACGGCACGAAUCCUCCUUGCCAGCUACGCGACGUUCAAGCAUGGCUAGCAAUGUCCACUCUCUGCUCAACCCGACUGACACCGCUGAGCGACCGGAGGAGGAUGAUCCGUUAAUACCGGAAGACCGAAAGAGAAAGAGACUGCAAUAA
This is a messenger RNA of Rasamsonia emersonii CBS 393.64, 1839 nucleotides long. RefSeq names its product Flocculation suppression protein. NCBI's taxonomy places the organism in Eukaryota, Fungi, Ascomycota, Eurotiomycetes, Eurotiales, Trichocomaceae. The record is from RefSeq and is a predicted model, not a curated record. Bases 1 to 1839 code for a protein of 612 amino acids. Gene Ontology annotation, molecular function: DNA-binding transcription factor activity; sequence-specific DNA binding. The transcript is spliced from 5 exons. Gene Ontology annotation, biological process: regulation of DNA-templated transcription.